AUGUUACAGCUCCGUCCCGAUGUUGUGCCCAAAACUGCUGAGAAUUUCCGUGCCUUGUGCACUGGCGAAAAAGGUUUCGGUUAUAAAGGCUCCUGUUUCCAUCGUGUGAUUCCCAACUUCAUGUGUCAAGGUGGUGAUUUUACGAACCACAACGGUACUGGUGGAAAAUCCAUCUAUGGCGCUAAAUUUGCUGACGAGAACUUCUCCUUGAAGCACACCGAACCCGGUAUUCUAUCAAUGGCUAACGCAGGACCCAACACCAACGGUUCGCAGUUCUUUAUUUGUACUGUGAAGACAGCUUGGUUGGACAACAAGCAUGUGGUUUUCGGCAAGGUUGUCGAAGGCAUGGAUGUAGUUAAAGCUAUUGAAGGUUUGGGAUCACAGUCCGGCAAGACAAGCAAGAAAAUUGUAGUCGCUGAGAGUGGAGCGCUUUAAGCAGCGAUUUAAAUUAACAUCCUAAAAUAUAUAUGAAAGCUUAAAGUAGCUAAGAAUAAUAUAACAUUCAAGCCGCAUUGUCGCAUUUAAAUUUAUCAGUACUUCAACUUUCUAGUAAAGUAUUUGGAAACAUGAAUUUAAUGAUUUUCCUGCAGUGUUUUUUCUAUCAUGAGCGAAUAAAAAAUAAAUUUGGAACUCUAUUAGAAUAAUCACAA
Messenger RNA from Anastrepha obliqua, 650 nucleotides. RefSeq names its product peptidyl-prolyl cis-trans isomerase-like. The coding region runs from base 1 to 435 and encodes 144 amino acids. The transcript has a single exon. Gene Ontology annotation, biological process: protein folding; protein peptidyl-prolyl isomerization. Gene Ontology annotation, molecular function: peptidyl-prolyl cis-trans isomerase activity. The record is from RefSeq and is a predicted model, not a curated record. Gene Ontology annotation, cellular component: intracellular membrane-bounded organelle. Lineage: Eukaryota; Metazoa; Arthropoda; Insecta; Diptera; Tephritidae.